UUAUCCGCAAGGCUAUCCAGACAAGGCUGUCAACCUUGAGCCAGGUCUUCCAUCAACUCCCACCACCAAGCACCCUUUCUUGUAUCUGCGACACAGAUAAUCGGUGUCGCCUCGAGUGUCGCCUUCCAACGCACUCAAGAUCGCAUCCUCUUAGAAGACUUGGCUUUCUCUAUCUCAGACCAGGCUGCUGCCAGUCUGUUUGUUGAUGGCCGUCAUGACUACUCAAUACUCAGAAGCUGUCGCACUCGAGCAAAAGACACAGCCCGUUCCAUCAUCAGACAAGAUGGCUUUGGAUUUAGAUAUCAACGGAACCUCAACUCGAGAUGAGACCAACAUUGACUCCACUUCUGAUGCUACAAUAAACAAACCCACCCUCUCACCUUCGAACCACGUAGCGACCGAUUUGCCCGACGUGAAUGGCGCUAGUAAUAUUGACGCUUUCGCUUCGAACCAAACAAUCUUGCCUGACCUUUCCGCACCUGCUCCCGAAUUAGAAUUCUCCUCCACCUCCGUUUCUGAUCCUUCACAACUUCAAGAUACGAACACAACCACCGACGCGGAGAUCUCAAUGUCGUUGGGCGACCAACAACCUGAGAGCGCGCUGGUUUCUGCGGAAUCCGCCAUUGAAUCUGCGAUUGAAGACGUCGCGCCAACCUCAGCUGUCCCACCAGUAGUUGAAGCACCAGAGUCCGAUCUCAGAGAUACAAUCCAAGCUGUUGCGCCAGAAGCAAGCUUGGAGGAACAAUCGCAAGCUAACGCACUCGAUUUCGAUCUUGACGACCAUACUCUUGCGAACCAAACAGCGGAUUUGGAGGUCGACGCUAACAGUCAAGGUGUUGAUAUCACUUUCGAUCCGUCUCCUUCAACCGUCCCUGAACUUCCUUCCGAUCUACAACCACCGCAACAAUCGGCUGCCAUGACCGAUCCAAAUCCUGCGCAGGUCGAAUCUAACCACGCAGAAUUCGUUGAUUCUACUGCUGAACCGAAAGACACAGCUAUGGAGGACGCACCCGCUGUUUCCGCCAAAGUGUCUCGUGAGCGUGAAGAUGACGACGAAGCUGAGCCCUCUGCGAAGCGCACAAAGACAGAUGACGCCAAGAUGUCUCUGCAAGAAGCCCCCACCCAGAAUGGAGAUACCUCUGGAGAUCACAAGGAUGACCCAAAGCUCACCCCAUUUGCCGCAAAUAACAUCAUCAAGAUCAUCAAGACUGUUGCGAGAUCUCCAGCUGGCAAGAACUUCCGCGGGCCAGUUGCAAGACUUUGGCCCACAUUUGCAGCAUUGUACGCCGAGAAGAUCUCGACCCCGAUUGACCUGGAGACGAUGGAGCACCGAUUGCGAGAUAUGGUCUAUCAAACUAUGAGCGAGGUCAUCAGCGAUAUCGAAUUGCUUUACAGCAAUGCCCUUACAUUCAACGGUCCUGGUCACGCCGUCACAAAUGCCGGUAAAGAUGUUCGAGCUACGUUAUUGAACAAAGUUCCCAAGGUUGCCUUUAUUGAGCCUGCUCCUGCACCGAAGAAGGACAAGAAGCCUGCAGCUAAGCGAUCCACUCCCGUUCCUGAUGCUGCCCCACGAGUUGCUGCUCGCCGACCCUCAAGAGGCUCUCAUGGUGCGGUAGCUCCUGCUGCUCAACCUGCGCAGACCUUUGCCCUGGACCCAACCUCCAACACCCCCUUGAUCCGCCGCGACUCCACGAAGGUUGAUGGUGGCCGUCCCAAGAGAGAAAUCCACCCACCCAAGAACAAGGAUCUGCCCUAUUCUGUCCGGCCAAAGUCAAAGAAGCACGCACAUGAGCUCAAGUUCUGUGAGGAGAUUCUGACCGAAUUGAACAAGGCUAAAUACCGUGAUUUCGUAAGUCCAUUCCAGACUCCGGUGGAUCCAGUUGCUCUUGGUAUCCCUCAGUACUUCGCCAUGAUCAAGAAGCCGAUGGAUUUGAGUACCAUGUCGCAGAAGCUCAAGGCAGGAUCGUAUAACAAUGCAGCCGAUUUCGACAAGGACAUCAGACAGAUGCUCUGGAACUGUUUUAAGUUCAAUCCUGUUGGCAAUCCUGUUCAUGACCUCGGUAAGAAGGUAGAGGACCUAUACAAUAUUCAGUGGGCAAAGAAGGACCAGUAUCUUGCCGAUCGUAGCCCCCCUGCGGCCAGUCCAGUCAGCGCCGGCGAGUCAUCAGAUGAAGAUGAGGAGGAGGAGGAAGCCGCUGUUGAUAAGAGCCAGGAAAGCACACUUUCGGCUGCUAAGGAAAGACUGCUCGAGGAGCAACAAAAGCUGAUCACUCUCAUGGGCGCCAAGCAUCCGGAUCAAGGACUGAUUCAAAUGCAGAAGGAUAUGGUCGGCAUCAUCCAGAACCGUAUCUCGCAAGAUGAGGCAGCACUCAAGAUGAAGCCCAAGAAGGUCAAGGCUCCCAAGGCUGCUAAGAAGGCUCCUCCACCAAAGAAGCCCGCUGCUUCCAAGAAGGCUAGCGGUAACCGCCAAAAGUACAUGGGAACCCUAGAGAAGGAAACAAUUUCUGCUGGUCUUGGUGCACUACCUGACGAGGUCUCGAACGAAGUGCUGGCCGAUAUCAAGAGGGAGAGACCUGGCAUUGAUGCUGGUGAAGAUGGCACUCUCGAAUUAGAUAUCGAUGUUAUCAGUGUUCCGCUCCUUUGGAAGAUCCAUGGUCUCAUCAUGCAAUACGCUCCCGAUGUCCAAGAAGGCAUCAAGAAGUCCAUGGCCGCAGACAGCCACCCCAAACCCCCUCCAAAGGCAGCUGCACCUAAGAAGAAGAACAAGCCAAUGAGCAAAUAUGAGCAAGAACGAAACAUCGAUGCACUGUCCAAGACGCUCCACGCUUAUGAUAGACAAACUUCUGGAUCUCAAGAGCCUGUCCUUCCGACCGUCGAACAACAAGAUGAAUCCAGUGGUGAUGAAGAUUCCGACUCUGAGGAGGAAUAAUCAGUCCCGGCCAAUCGCUUCUGCUAGGCGUUCGACCCCCCUUCGACCUCUUUCGAUUGUACCAUACCCUUUCCCUUACCUUCACGACCACUAU
Mollisia scopiformis is the source of this 3023-nucleotide messenger RNA. RefSeq names its product Bromodomain-containing protein. The transcript is spliced from 4 exons. The record is from RefSeq and is a predicted model, not a curated record. Gene Ontology annotation, biological process: regulation of DNA-templated transcription; chromatin remodeling. Gene Ontology annotation, cellular component: chromatin; nucleus. Bases 206 to 2929 code for a protein of 907 amino acids. NCBI's taxonomy places the organism in Eukaryota, Fungi, Ascomycota, Leotiomycetes, Helotiales, Mollisiaceae.